AUGGAUAACACACCAAGAAAAUAUUGCGCUCGAAGCGUACCAAACUCAUCGCUCGCUAUUACCUCACAAUGUUCCAAGCAAAAUACCAUAAAUAUGCAAACACCCACGCAGAAUAUAUGCUACGACAGCCAGAGACGUUCCACUACAUUUUCUAAUUCCACAACUCCUCGUACGCCAUGCAAGAAUAAAGCCGAUUCUUAUCAUGAUGACUUCAAGAUUGGGUAUGAGUUAAACCAACAGUCUCGCAUCAAGAAUAGACCGAAAAACGUGAUAAUUUCUCCGGAGAUGAUAAAAAGACCUCGAAAUAUCUCGCCGCAAUUUGGUUCUCACUCUGCCAGUAUUUCAACUUCGUUGACUAGUGCCCCCACAACUCCGGCUUACGCAGGUCCUACUUUCCACGCAUCACCUGCUCCAUCUACUCUUCCCAUACCAAGUUUCUAUUCCAAAUCUGUACCUGAUGUACCGAAAUUGAAAGACUUCAAACCAUUGAAGCCUGGACACAACUCAACAUCACCUCCAAUGAACAAAUCUACAAACCCACAGUCGAAACAAGGAUCUCCUCUAGAUCUAUUUUUUAUUGCUGAUAGAGAGCAGAAGCAAAGAGACAAAAAUCCUGGGGUCUCUCUCCGAAAACAAGUUGCUUCUGAAUCGCUAUCAUGUCCAAGCAAAUCAUCUCGUUAUAUAAACGGGUCCUCCGGCAAUACAAAUGAUCAUCCGCGUCCUAAGACCACUUCUAAAACAUCUGAAAAUUCAAUGUUCUUAAUGGAGCUUUGCGAAGGAAAUAAUUCGAAUACUUAUGAAUCACCAACGUCAUCUUCAUAUUCUGAAAGAAUUAGUGCCAGUACAUCUAAAACAAAAUCGGAUAACACACUGUUUCAACUUCCCAGCAAUCAACAACUUCUCAAUAAUUCCGAAGCACUUAAAGCCUACCUAUUUUCAGGUUAUCUAGCUUCAGCUCCCUCUCAAAAUCAACAUUACACACCCGUAUCACCAUCUCCUAUGCAAUCUAAAACAUAUGAUAGUAAUCGGGUGUCUUCUCUCUGCAAUAGAGAUAUGAAAGAUGCCAAUGCCCAACAAUCGCUUGAUAGCCCGCGCUACACCAAUGGUAAAACUAGUAGCACCUACUUCAAACCAUCAAAGCACAAACCAGACCCUCAUCGGAAGAUUACAUUAUCGAGGUCCACAGAUCUUCAUUUUUCAUCUGACAAGGAUCAUUCGUAUUCAUCAAUUGAAGAUGAAAUUUCAAGAUCUCGCAAGAAAGUGACCGGUACAAUUACACCUGAAAACAGGAUUCUUGGCUUUCAAGAUGGAAAGGGAAAGAAGAAAGAAAAAAAUAUCGAAAUCCAAGUGAUGGAGAAUAAUCUACGCAACAUUUUGAAAUUAGAUCCUGUUGGGAGUUCAGGAGUUACAGGAUCUCGAAUGGGACGGGCGAAAGUGGCAGCAAUUUCUGUUCCAAAUUAUGCUGAUGGAAAUGUCAAAACAAUGAAAGGUGUCACUAGUGGUUGUAUGCAGUUAUGA
This is a messenger RNA of Blumeria graminis f. sp. triticale, 1518 nucleotides long. The record is from the annotation of a GenBank genome assembly. Lineage: Eukaryota; Fungi; Ascomycota; Leotiomycetes; Helotiales; Erysiphaceae.